UUUCUCUUCUCUAAUAAUUUUAGUUGUUUAUUUCGCGUUUGUUUACAACAUUUCCUGCCCUGCAAUUGAGUCAAAGGGCUACGUCAUCUCACGAUGAAUACGUCAGUGGACAAGAAAUUGCUGGGAUUCCGUCAGAUUGCCAUUGAGAAGCUGCAACACAUCCUCUUCCAAAUUCCGGGAAGUCGCAAAGAUUUGGUGAUUGAGGGAUGCCUGAUAAAGCCCCUGGAGCACAUCUGUGGCGUGUCGUGGCUGAGAGCAAAGGGCAUUGAGAAGAUCUUCAAGUUUGAGCAAACAAUCUCCCCGCCAGUCGGGGGGAAAGUCUUUAUCUACUUCAUCUCGGCGAAUUUGCUGAUUUUCAAGCAAAUCCUCGAUCAGAUCCACAGUUUUGGGGCAACUGGGGCUGGUCCACGGGAUGGGGAUGUUCAAUUCCACGUCAUUGUGCUGCCAAACUUGCUGCACAGUCAGGAGGAGCUGCUCGAGCAGGAAGGGCUCUGUGGCUUUGUGCAGCUUCAUCGGUUCAAUUGGGACUUUAUCAGCUUGGACAGUGGAGUGCUAAGCCUGGAGAUUCCCGAUGUAUUCAGGGAUGUCUUCAUCAGGCACGAUACAACGUCCCUCCUUAGUAUUUCCCAGAGUAUUCGCCUCUUCCGGAUGGUCUGUGGGCAGCAGAAAAUCCUCCUGACUUAUGGGAGUAAUUCCGAGAAGAUUGCCCAAAUGGUCAGGAGAAUUGAGGAGCACCGGCCUUCCAGUCGCGAUGAAGGUACAACGGAUUUUGCAGCUGCCUUCAUUGUUGAUCGUUCAAAGGAUUUUGCUUCCUGUCUCCUGACCCCCGUGACGUAUUCUGGGCUUCUCCUUGAGAUCCAUCAAGCAAAAUCCGGGAGUUUGAUCGUCGAAGCAAAGGGCAGUAAGAUAAGGAACGGGAAGUUCUCUCUCCUGGAGGAAGAUCCUCCAGCUGCGGAUGCUAAAGCAACAAAUCUUCGAAUGAAUUCCUCCCUGGAUGGGAUAUUUGCUGAGAACAAGUAUCGUCACUUCUCUGAAGUCAUUACCCUUCUCAGUGCCCAGGCAAAGGCUCUGGGAAUGGAAGGACAAUUCUCACGGGAUAUGAAGAUUCACGAGAUGAAGCAGUACGUGACGGAGAAGCUGCCCAGAGUGGCUGCAGCGAAGAAGGAACUCUUCAAGCAUCUCACGCUCUGUGAGACAAUCAUGAAGGAUGUGGGAUCGGAUUUUGAGCAACUUCAGGAUCUUCAGGAUGCCCUGAUCUACGGAAGGAAUCGCCGACAGGCUGUGAGCCAAAUUGAGGACAACCUCGCCACGGAUGCCCACAAAUUCAACACUCUCCGCCUCAUCUGUCUCCUUCACCUGACCAGCAAUCUCUCCACCGAGGAAGCCACGCAGUUCAUAACAAACUACUGCAAUGUCUUCGGGCACAGGCACCUCACGGUCUUCCACAAUUUGUCGCAGUGUGGCCUCUUCCCGGAAAUCUCCCCCGAGAGCUCCUCCCUGACUGCACGAAGCAAACUUCUCUCAAACAUUCCACUCUCCAAGAAGCCCCAAAAUGCUCUCUUCUCCGACGCCGCCAAGAUGAAGCUCCUCCCCGAGAUGGAAGCUUCCGGGAAUCCCCGCGAAGGGCCCACUUGCCCCAGCUACGUCUUCAACGGCACCUACAUCCCCCUCGUGGCUCAAGUUGCUUCCAUUCUCCUCAAAGCCGAAUCCUUUGAGGAUGUCGCCCUUAAAUUGGGCCAGUGCGAUGGGUUGGGAGUGUCUGUGGGGAAAGCAGAUCAAGUGAUGAGUAUCAGGGAGGCACAGAGUGUCAUUAAGCGCAGUGAAGUGAGUGAUCCCUUCCCCCUGAGACCCAGAACUGUGUUUAUCUUUGUGCUCGGUGGAGUGACCUACGCGGAGAUCGCGGCGUGUCAUCUCGUGGAGAAGCUCACAGGAAGCAAAAUUGUCCUGGCAUCGAAUACCAUCGUGUCCGGAAGUGAGAUCAUUGGUCAGGCUUUCUGAAGUAUUUAAUUUGGUGAGUUGAUUUUUUUUUAAAUUUUUUUAUGAUUUUAUUUGUCAUGGCUUGAUCUUGGAUUUUCAUGUACGUAUUGUUAACCCUUUGAGGGCCAAUUAGGUAGGGAUAUCUCAGAAUAUUUUUUUGUAAUUUUUUUUCGAAAACUGUUUGGUUGGAAAAAUGAUUUUUCUGGAGAAUAUUAGAGAAAAUGAAAAUUCUUCUGGUUUUCAACGUCUUCUGUACGCCAUUUUGAAUUAUUUUUCUUGAAA
This is a messenger RNA of Lutzomyia longipalpis, 2259 nucleotides long. It is a transcript of the gene Vps33B, whose product is annotated as vacuolar protein sorting-associated protein 33B. The record is from RefSeq and is a predicted model, not a curated record. Bases 94 to 1998 code for a protein of 634 amino acids. Gene Ontology annotation, cellular component: lysosome; CORVET complex. Lineage: Eukaryota; Metazoa; Arthropoda; Insecta; Diptera; Psychodidae. The transcript is spliced from 2 exons. Gene Ontology annotation, biological process: intracellular protein transport; vesicle-mediated transport.